Molecule: messenger RNA, 1787 nt
Organism: Rhinolophus ferrumequinum (greater horseshoe bat)
Lineage: Eukaryota; Metazoa; Chordata; Mammalia; Chiroptera; Rhinolophidae
Gene: PDLIM2
Product: PDZ and LIM domain 2
Exons: 10
Coding region: 301-1371 (356 amino acids)
Biological process (GO): actin cytoskeleton organization; muscle structure development; heart development
Cellular component (GO): Z disc; stress fiber; filamentous actin
Molecular function (GO): muscle alpha-actinin binding; actin binding
Source: RefSeq, a predicted model, not a curated record
CCCGGCACCUCGGGGAGGACGGUCGCGGCCUCUAGGGGGCUCUAGAGAGAGAGAGUCACCCGCCCCCCAGCGUGGCUUGGACCAGAAGGCAGCGCCGGGGCCGGGCUGCACGGAGGAGGCGGCUUCCCCCGCCGGGGCGGCGGCAGGGGCGGCUCCGGGAUCACAUGGGCGGAGGCAAGUCCCGGAGCCCCGGGCGGCUCUCCCAAGAGUUGGGCAGGCGGCAGCGGCGGCGGCAGCGGGAGCGCCGGCGUCUCCUCGCCCUCCCGUCCCUCCUGGACCCAGCCGCCCAGCCCGACAGGUAUGGCGCUGACCGUGGAUGUGGUGGGGCCGGCACCCUGGGGCUUUCGUAUCACCGGGGGCAGGGAUUUCCACAUGCCCAUCAUGGUGACCAAGGUAACGGAGCGGGGCAAGGCUGAGGCUGCCGACCUUCGGCCUGGCGACAUUAUCGUGGCCAUCAACGGGGAGAGUGCAGAGGGUAUGCUUCAUGCUGAGGCCCAGAGCAAGAUCCGGCAGAGCCCCUCCCCACUGCGGCUGCAGCUGGACCGGUCCCGGGCUGCCUCUCCUGGGCAGACCAAUGGGGAAAGCUCUGUGGAGGUGCUGGCCACACGUUUCCAGGGCUCCGUGAGGACGCACUCUGACAGCCAGUCCUCCUUCCGGUCUUCCUGCUCCAGCCCGGCAUCCCUCAGCCCCCGGGCAAGCAGCCCCUUCUCUACCCAGUCUCCCACCAGCCAGCACCCCCUCCCUGGAGAGGCGGUGAUCAGCCGCAGUUUCCAGAGCCUGGCACACACCCCGGGACUCAUUGCUGCUGACCGCCUGUCCUAUGGGGGCCACCCCAGAAGCCGACAGGCGGGCCUCGGCCGCGCUGGCGACUCGGCUGUACUGGUGCUGCCGCCCUCCCCGGGCCCCCGAUCCUCCAGCCCCAGAUUCAGUGUGGACUCAGAAGGGGGACGCCUCCACCUGGGAGAGGACUCCGAAGUCUUCAAGAUGCUGCAGGAAAAUCGUGAGGGGCGGGCGGCUCCCCGGCAGUCCAGCUCCUUUCGGCUCUUGCAGGAAGUCCUGGAGGCUGAGGAGAGAGAUGGCACACCUGCCUUCCUGCCCAGCUCAGUGAGCCCGCAGGCCUCCCUGCCUACCUCCAGAGCACUGGCCACCCCACCCAAGCUCCACACGUGUGAGAAGUGCAGCACCAGCAUCGCGAACCAGGCUGUGCGUAUCCAGGAGGGGCGGUACCGCCACCCCGGCUGCUAUACCUGUGCCGACUGCAGUCUGAAUCUGAAGAUGCGCGGGCACUUUUGGGUGGGGGAUGAGCUGUACUGUGAGAAGCACGCCCGCCAGCGCUACUCAGCACCUCCCACCUUCAACUCUCAAGCCUGAGCGCCCGCUGUGCUCUCAGGCCGCCCUUGACUGUGGGCACCUGCGCACCUGGGGCCAUGCCAAUAGCAAGCUGGCAUGGAAGGGUGAUGGUGGGCGGUGGGGCCCCUUCCUCCUCACUGGAUGAGGCCAGAGGUUGGGGCCCAUCUUGGGCUGUGGGUGAAAGCAGGCUGACCUUCCCAGGCCUUUGCCAGAUACUCUCGCUUCCCCCCUGCAGGACAGGCUGUGCACCAAAGUCUGAGGUGGGCUGUGCAUCGGACAUCUUUGUGCAACAGGGGUUAAGCAGGUUGGGUCAUGGAGAUUAGUAUCUAGAAGGAGAGGGGUGGCCCAGAGACUAAAGGCAUUCAGUGUGUAACGUUUGCGACGUGUGAGCCCGAUAAAUAUAUAUACACGUGAAGAAAAUAACGUAGCUGCCCCUC